This is a messenger RNA of Bemisia tabaci, 2471 nucleotides long. RefSeq names its product protein D3. The record is from RefSeq and is a predicted model, not a curated record. Lineage: Eukaryota; Metazoa; Arthropoda; Insecta; Hemiptera; Aleyrodidae.
GUGACGGGUGUCAAGCGUCAGCAUGACUCCUUUGGCGGUAGACUACCAAAAUCCGCGUAUUAAUACAAUGAGAUCGAAGAGGAAGCUACUACGGAGGAAAAUAGAAAACGCCUUCACUCGAGAAUGAUACUCCGCAAUACAGCGCAGUUCGUAUAGUUGUAUCAUUUUUGGGUUCUCUUAUGUACACCAGAGUUAACUCUAUUCCACACAUGAGAGUCUUCAGCUGUGAUUUCUCACUCUUCCAGCCCGCACUAAUCAUUCGCGGCAAUCAUUUCUUUUGUUAUCAUGUGGAACAUGACGGAUAUAAUAAUGACCUAUAUCUCACCAUAAUCAACAGAAACACUACAAGCAAUAGCUCAUAAAUUCAAAUGACAUCAAUUUGAUAAAUACUAAUCUAUACGUAUUUCGUCAAGAUCAAGUAUGAGAUUGAAAAGGAAUCCAAAACACAUCAUUAAACAAUUGUUCCCUCGAAAGCUGAAAGUUGCCUUUCAGUCGAUCAUCCAUAAGUUCCAGGAGAGAUACGCGUGUUAUUAUUCGAUAAAGGUUUUCAGUAUCUCUGCACUCGAAAAAAUGCAUAUCAUGAGCAUAGUGACUACAGUUUGUAGUAUAGCUUCUUACUCCCUAUUGGGAUUUUUUCUCUUUAAACUUUAUAAAGGUUAGCUAGGGAAAGUAAAUAAGCUGUAUCGAUAUGAAAUGGCCAGUGUUCUAGUUUAGGUGCUCAAACAUGUAAAGUCUUUGGUGUUGCAUGCUCAAAUCUGAACGUAGUGUAAGAGCCAACGAUAAGAGUGAGUGUUUGAUACAAUACCUCUAAAGAUUUGAUCAAAAUUUUUCCCAUGGAGGUUUGCACUAAGGACUCUCAACGAGGCAACGAAAUUAAGCACCCGUUUAAGAAAAUCUCGUUUUUCAAUGAGGCGUACUUUAUCACAGCAAUUACAUUUUUUUGUUAUUGCAUCAAAGAAUCUGCUUCGGAAGUCAAAUUAGAUUCAUUGAAAAUUAAACAUGCUUUAAAUGAGAGUGGUAUCGUUCCCGAUGUCAUUGAUGUAUUCCCUAAAAAUGCGCUCCAGAUUGAAUAUUAUAACAAAGGUUAUAACAAAGAGGUGGCCUUUGGUAAUUAUUUGUCACGCUGGAAUACGUUUGAAGAACCGGUGAAUGUAUCCUACCCGACGGAACCAAAUGCCUAUUAUGCCUUAAUUAUGACAGACCCGGAUUGUCCUUCGAGAGAAAAGCCAACUCACCGAGAAUGGCAGCAUUGGAUUCUUGUUAAUAUUCCCGGGGCGAACUGGACUCAAGGAUUUCGCCUGACGGAAUACAUUGGAAUUCUACGUGAAUACGAAUUUGCUGUUCACCGUUAUGUCUUCCUUCUAUACAAACAACCUGGGAAAUUGAAAUUUACAGAAAGAAUAUUGGACAUUCGGCCCGUCGAAGAGUGGCGGUGUAAAUUUUCCACUAGGAAUUUCGCAAAAAAGUACAAAUUUGGUGACCCCGUUGCCGUCAAUUUUUUCAUGUCGGACCUCGGAGGGAGCUAGUUCUUGAAAGCACCAACGCUGGUGUAACGCCAUUCCGGUGGUUGAUCACAGAGAGGAAGUCUAUUAAAUGGUGGGGCAAGAGGGCGGCCAACCCGUUAUUGACAAGUUCAACCCUCAGGUGGACAUAUGAAAUACUAACUACGUACUGACUACGAUACUACAAAAAUAAAACCAAAUCUAAAACAUAUUUUAACUCUAUUUUAGUGUAAGUUGGGUGUAAUGUGCUCCCAUAAUGUUAGAUUUUGCGGAUCACCAUUGCGGUUUUCUCAAUGAUUGGAUCCGUAAAACCCAUGUUCCCUAAAGCUCUCUCCACUUGUUUUUCCGAGAGUGCCAGAAUCAAAGGCAUAUGUAUCUUCUUAAAUGAAAUAACAAAAAAAAACAGCGUGGCUUGAGCAAAACUCGUCAUUUGAAAGUUUUUCCUCCGCCAAAAAGCCGAGAAUUCUCGCAACUGAUGUACUGUUCGUUUUCAUUAAUAUGGCAAGGCAUACUUGAUUAUGGUAAAUCUCAAUUUGGCCAUCAAAUGCAGUGAAGAAACUAUUCGUCAUGCGUUGCUUAUUCACUUAAAGUUGUUGAAAUGCUUCUGAAGUUUUCUAAUUUAAUAAAUGACAAACAGACAUUUUUUCUGAUCAUCUAAGAGCUAACACCUCCUUAAUUCAUCAGAGCAAAUUCCUCUUGUAGACUUUUUAGUGAUCAUUAUUUUCUUCGUUUUUCUUUCAUAUACGAAUACACUCCACCAACAGGUGGCGGAAAAUUUAAAAAACGUCCCUUUAAUGAAAUUACUGAAUUUAUUCUUGCUUCAUCCUUGUGUAAAAUAAGUUGACCUUUUAUUUUCCUUCUGUGGAGUCCCAUGAGAUGUUUUGUUCGAGUUGGUCAUAAUAUUAGCAUAAAAAAAUUUAAUUUUAACUUUUAAUUUUCAAAUUUCAAUAAACAACUUUUGAUUUUCAA